AUGGACCGCCUCCUCGUCCCCUCGACACACGGCAAGCCCCGCCAGAAACUCCAGCCCCGGCCGGAUGCCAAGCCAAGCCAGCCGUCGCCCGCUCAGCCCGUCUCGCUCGCCGCCACCCUGUCGAGGCAGCUCAAGAGCGCCAACGACCUGCUGCUGUCGUGGAAGGAUGGGCUGUCGGCCGACCAACGGGAGCGCGUGAGGCUGCGCGAGGAGCGAAGAAACGUCCUGUGCCACCGCAUCAAGACGGCCGACUCGUUCCAGCAGUGGCAGGCCGCCGCCCAGGAACUCGACGCCCUCGAGGGCAACGACGCGUGGAAGCUCGACGUCAGCUCCGACGACUACAACCCCGGGCUCAUCGAGCAGCGCCUGCGCGCCCUCGACGACGCCCGUCUCCGCCGCGACAUCCGCUCCAUGAUGCACCUCAUCCGCACCUCGCUCUCGCGCGACCUGGCCGGCAUGGGCAACGUCGACCUCUACCGCAACUCGUACGUCGGCACAAAGAAGCUCAUUGAGCGCUACGUCGACUCGGCCAUCCAGACCAUCGACGCCGUCGUCGCCCUCGACCACGGCCCCGACUCGCGCGACCUGCUCGAGGGCAUGCUCUUUGCCCGCCAGAGCUUUGGCCGCAGCGCCCUGCUGCUCUCGGGCGGUGGCACCUUUGGCAUGACGCACAUUGGCGUCCUCAAGGCCCUCUUCGAGGCCCGCCUGCUGCCGCGCAUCAUCUCGGGCUCGAGCGCCGGCAGCAUCGUCUGCGCCGUCAUGUGCACACGCACCGACGAUGAGAUCCCCGCCGUCCUCGACGAGUUUCCUCACGGCGACCUGGCCGUCUUCGAGGCCGCCGACAGCAGCCUCGGCCUCCUCGACCACCUGCGCCGCCUGCUGACCGAGGGCAGCUGGUCCGACAUUGACAACCUGACGCGCGUCAUGCGCGGCCUCGCCGGCGACCUGACUUUCCAGGAGGCCUACAACCGCACCCGCCGCAUCCUCAACAUCUGCGUCUCGCCUGCCUCCAUCUACGAGCUCCCACGCCUCCUCAAUUACGUCACCGCCCCCAACGUCCUCAUCUGGUCCGCCGUCGCCGCCUCGUGCUCAGUGCCCCUCUUCUUCUCGUCGUCACCCCUGCUCGUCAAGGACCCCGUCACCGGCGACCACCAUCCCUGGAAUCCGACGCCCCAGCGCUUCAUCGACGGCUCCGUCGACAACGACCUGCCCAUGACGCGACUCUCGGAAAUGUUCAACGUCAACCACUUCAUCGUCUCCCAGGUCAACCCCCACGUCAUCCCCUUUCUCUCAAAGGACGACCACCUGUCACCCGACGCGGAGCCCAGCCGCAACCGGCAGCGUGCCGCCGAGCUCGACUGGACCAACACGCUGGCGUCGCUGGCCAAGGAGGAGGCCCUGCAUAGACUGCAGUUCAUGGCCGACGUGGGCGUCUUUCCCAACCUCAUGACCAAGUGCCGCGGCAUCCUCAGCCAAAAGUACUCGGGCGACAUCACCAUCCUGCCCGAAAUCACCAUGCAUGACCUGCCGCGCCUCAUGCGCAACCCGACAGCCGACUUUAUGCUCAGGUCCUCGGUCCUGGGCGAGCGCGCCACCUGGCCCAAGCUCAGCCGCAUCCGAGACCGCUGUGCCAUUGAGCUCGCUCUCGACGGCGCCGUCCACCGCCUCCGCACCCGCGUCGUCUUUUCGCAGAGCCAGCGCGACCUGCGGGGGCUCGGCUCGGGCAUGGCCACGCUGCGGCCCAAGCUGCCGCUUUGCGUCUCGGGCCAGCCGCCGCUCGCGGACCCCCUGGGCACCGGGCUCGCAUCGAGGCGGCAGCGGCGACGGUCCGGCGGCAGCGUGCAGAUCCGGUCGUUUGGCCGCAUGAUGAUGGACCUGGGCAUCACGGACGACGAGACGGCCGACGAGGAGCGCUCCGAGAUGGUGUCGCGACGGAGCCAGGUCGACUCGCCGCCGGCGUCGCGGAAGCCCAAGUUGAAGAGGGCCAGCAGGAGCCACGUGCACGUGCCGCUGAGCCGCAUGUCGCUGCCCGUGUCGGCGCACCAGAGCGAGUUCCCGCUCGACUUUGACUUUUCCCAGCCGCUGCCCGUGACGCCGCACGGGCCCGGGGACUCUCGGCACGGCGCGUCCGACGAGGCGAAGCUGUCGGCGUGGGCACAGCACGCUGAGUCGCCGCGGGGGACCGCCACGUCUCCCACCGACGACAUGGAGACGAGCGAGCAGGGCCAUUCGAGCGACGCCGACGCGGAGCAGGGCACCGACGAGAGCGACUCGGACCCGUUUGAGGGCCAGUCCCGGACGGUCAGCGAGUCCAAGCACCACGGACACACGUGGUCCACGGGGGCCAUUGGCAGCGUUUGCUGA
Hirsutella rhossiliensis is the source of this 2364-nucleotide messenger RNA. Its product is annotated as patatin-like phospholipase domain-containing protein. Gene Ontology annotation, biological process: lipid metabolic process. The transcript has 2 exons. The record is from RefSeq and is a predicted model, not a curated record. Lineage: Eukaryota; Fungi; Ascomycota; Sordariomycetes; Hypocreales; Ophiocordycipitaceae. Bases 1 to 2364 code for a protein of 787 amino acids. Gene Ontology annotation, molecular function: triacylglycerol lipase activity.